Molecule: messenger RNA, 1410 nt
Organism: Epinephelus moara (kelp grouper)
Lineage: Eukaryota; Metazoa; Chordata; Actinopteri; Perciformes; Serranidae
Gene: snrnp35
Product: small nuclear ribonucleoprotein 35 (U11/U12)
Exons: 1
Coding region: 152-859 (235 amino acids)
Biological process (GO): mRNA splicing, via spliceosome
Cellular component (GO): precatalytic spliceosome; U12-type spliceosomal complex
Molecular function (GO): snRNA binding; mRNA binding
Source: RefSeq, a predicted model, not a curated record
UUAUAUUGUUGCACGCGCAUGCUAUUUUCUGUUGGGGUGAAUUGGAGGAGUGAAACAUUCAGCGGGAUUAAUGGGGGUCUGUAGCUAAUUGUUAGUUAAUGUAGCGCCUGUAUUGAAGAAGGAGACCUUUGUAACUUUAUUUUGGAGGAACAUGGUUGACUGGAGUCCGAUAGCGAAGGUGUACGACCCGCUGAAAGCUGGCAGCAUCGACGGCACAGACGUGGAGCCCCAUGACCGGGCGGUAUGGAGGGCUAUGGGUGCCCGCUACAAGCCCAACAAAGGCGUCGUGGGAGACCCGCUGCUCACCCUGUUUGUGUCCCGUCUGAACCCCCAGACUACAGAGGACAAACUGCACCAAGUGUUCUCCAAGUACGGAGACAUCCAGCGGCUCCGGCUGGUCCGGGACAUCGUCACGGGCUUCUCCAAAGGAUACGCCUUCAUUGAAUACAAGGAGGAGCGGUCGGUUGUCCGGGCCCGCCGGGACGCCAACAAGCUGGUGGUGGAUCAGCACGAGCUGUUUGUGGAUUUUGAGCAAGAGAGGACCCUCAAAGGGUGGGUCCCCCGGCGGCUUGGUGGCGGGCAGGGGGGGAAGAAAGAGUCCGGACAGCUGCGGUUUGGUGGCAGAGACAGACCUUUCCGUAAACCCAUUAACCUCGCGGUCGGUCCGGUGCAUGAACGGGGAGGCGGUGGUGGAGGGAGGGAGUGGGAUAGACAAGGGGUGAGGGACAGGGAGGACCGGGACCGACACAGAGAGGCCGAGUGGGGCAGCAGCAGAGGGAGGAGAGAUGACUGGGACAGAGGCAGGGAGAGGGAUGACCGCAGACACGGAGACAGGAGCAGGCACCGGGACAGGAGAUGAAGCCCAUAUCUUUAACACCGGAGAUAAUCUCACCCCUUUUAAAGGUGAUCUGUGAUCCGUCUGUGACGGAUGAUUGAUCCACAGUCCAGCUGCCUGCCUCCAGUGGAGGAAGUUUAUGCCAAGUGUGCAGUGAAGAGGAGUGUCAGCUCACUUCAGUCAAAUUUGCACACAGGAGACUGGACUAAUAGACAGACUAAACAUUUCAGUCACAGAGCACAUUCUUAUGUUAUCAUUAAUUCGGGUCGGGUGUGGAAUCAGGGCUGCAACUAAUAUUGUUUUCAUUACCAGUUAAUCCUGAUUUUGUGUAGGAAAUGUCAGAAAAAAGUGAACAAUGUACAUCCCAGUUUCUCGAAGUCCAAGUUGAUCAAUUAUUUUUCUGAUCAUUGCAGCUCUGUGUGGACUGACAAGUUUUCUGGUUGAUACUCAUCCAGUUGCACUGUAUGGUAAUGGGAUGUCGAUCUGGAGCUGCCUUUUUCAGCUCUUGAGUAUUUCUCAGGGAAAUCUGACUGACAUGAAAACAUGCCUUUUGUAGUGUAAAUUCAGCGACAACA